Messenger RNA from Fulmarus glacialis (Northern fulmar), 672 nucleotides. RefSeq names its product calcium/calmodulin-dependent protein kinase type 1D-like. Gene Ontology annotation, cellular component: intracellular anatomical structure. Lineage: Eukaryota; Metazoa; Chordata; Aves; Procellariiformes; Procellariidae. The record is from RefSeq and is a predicted model, not a curated record. The coding region runs from base 1 to 672 and encodes 223 amino acids. The transcript has 6 exons. Gene Ontology annotation, molecular function: ATP binding; calmodulin binding; calcium/calmodulin-dependent protein kinase activity. Gene Ontology annotation, biological process: peptidyl-serine phosphorylation.
AUGUCUGGCACCACCGAUCUGCUCGCAGAGGAGUGGGACAAAGUCCUCCCAGUCCCCAUUGUGGUAUCGACAACGGAACCAAGCGAGUUUAUCCGCCUUCGGAGAGCGCAGCGGCGCAGUGCCCAUUUGUUUUGCAAAUCAGAAAGGGGAGAGGGUCUUGCGGCAACCCUCAGCGUGCGGCGUUGCGUGUCUGAUGAGCUCUUUUCUAGCCUCUGCCUCCCUGGCUGUUCGCCUUUGUGGGUAACCCACCCGAUCAAGCAUGAAAAUAUAGUUGCCCUGGAAGAUAUUUAUGAAAGCCCGAACCAUUUAUAUCUGGUCAUGCAAUUAGUGUCUGGGGGAGAGCUUUUCGACCGCAUCGUCGAGAAAGGGUUCUACACCGAGAAGGAUGCCAGCACCCUGAUCCGGCAGGUCCUGGAUGCCGUCUACUACCUGCACCGAAUGGGCAUCGUGCACAGGGACCUCAAGCCCGAGAACCUGCUUUACUACAGCCAGGAUGAAGAGUCAAAAAUUAUGAUCAGUGACUUUGGAUUGUCAAAGAUGGAGGGUAAAGGAGAUGUGAUGUCCACAGCCUGCGGCACUCCUGGCUAUGUUGCUCCUGAAGUGCUGGCCCAGAAACCCUACAGCAAAGCCGUGGACUGCUGGUCCAUUGGGGUCAUCGCAUACAUCCUGUGA